Messenger RNA from Enterobius vermicularis (human pinworm), 570 nucleotides. The record is from the annotation of a GenBank genome assembly. NCBI's taxonomy places the organism in Eukaryota, Metazoa, Nematoda, Chromadorea, Rhabditida, Oxyuridae.
AUGUUACCAAAUGCAUCACUUAUUCUUAUCACUUGUAGGUUCAAAAACUACACUUUUAUUGAACGUCAAGGAACCACUAUCGGUGUUGACUUUACCAUGAAAACAAUGAAUGUUGACGGACAACGGGUGAAGUUGCAAAUCUGGGAUACUGGCGGACAGGAAAGGUUUCGAACCAUAACACAAAGCUAUUACAGGUCAGCGAAUGGCAUCAUAUUAUGCUACGACAUAACAUGCAGACAGUCGUUUGAGUCGCUUGACAGAUGGAUCGAAGACGUCACAAAGUUUGCAGCACCAAAUGUAGCAAAGGUUCUGAUCGCAACGAAGGCCGACUUAGAAGAUGGACGAGUAGUUUCUCAGGAGGAGGGAGAAGCGUUAGCUAAAAGAGAGGGGAUGUGCUUUUUUAUGGAGACAUCUUCUAAAAUUAACUUGAAUGUUGAUCAUGCUUUCUACGAAUUGGCAUACGAGUUAAAAAAGCAGUAUGAUGAAAGUUCGCACUUAGAUUUCCAAGCUGAAGCAUUCAGAUUAUCGCAAGGCACUACUAGUAUAUCAAGGUGGUCAUCGUGUUGCUGA